UAUUUAACUAUUCCUUGCUUCAGAUACUAAAAGUCGUAAACUUUAGUUGAAAUUUACUUGAUUAUUAGAUAUAAGUCAUUUAUCUAGAUUUCCAGUUUAUACUUAUAUAAGAAUAAUCAUAAUGGCUCAAGUAGUUUUCGGUUUUGAUGGGCUAAUAUGGAUUUUAUCUUCUAAUUUUUGCUUCUAAAUUUAUGUGUAUAUUGUAAUUAUUUUACCCAUUUUCUGCAGGUUUUUCUCAAGGAGUAUGUUGGGACUUGAUUAUAUAUGAUCUAGUUGUCAUGUUAAGCAACUCUUUAUGGGUUUUUACUGCAUUAGAAUCAAGUUUUGUUCAAGGGGGACUUUGAUAUAGCAAGUCCUUGAUGCUUAUUUUCGGGUUUCGAAAACUGAUUUAUGCCCUAAAAUUAUAUUGACUAACUAUGGUAAAGAAAUAUAGUAUUGGCAAUGAGGAACUAGAAACAUUAUGGGAGGAAGUUAGGGAGCUAAGCCUUGGUACCUCUACCCAUGUCGAACGGCUUCAGUCUCCUCCUUCACCCGUUGAAUUCCUUAGAAAUUAUGUGACUCCUAACAAGCCUUGCAUCAUAUCCAAUGCCCUUGAACACUGGCCUGCCCUUUCUUUAUGGACUUCUGAUGACUAUCUCUGCCAAGCCCUUGGAUCCACAGAGGUGUCUGUCCAUCUAACUCCAAAUGGCCGAGCUGAUUCUUUAGUCCCUCAUCCUGCAGACUCUUCAUCCCUUUGCUUUGCGUCAGCUCAUGUAGAACGCAUGUCAUUUCCUGAUGCUUUUCACCUCAUCUCUGAUUCUGGAGAGAGUGGAAAUGUUGUGGCAUAUGCUCAGCAACAGAAUGAUUGCUUUAGGUCAGAGUAUGGAGCUUUAGCUUCAGAUUGUGAUGCACAUAUUGAUUGGGCCUCUGAAGCUUUAGGGUGUCUCCCAGAGGCUGUUAACCUUUGGAUUGGUAACAAUCACUCUGAGACAUCAUUCCACAAAGACCAUUAUGAAAAUCUUUAUGCGGUUGUUUCGGGUGAGAAACAUUUUCUUCUAUUGCCACCUACUGAUAUUCAUCGCCUGUAUAUUCGUCCAUACCCAGCUGCAAAUUACUCUUACUGUCAGGAUACAGGAGAGUUCAAUCUGGAACUUGAAGAUCCUGUACGACAUGUCCCUUGGUGCAGUGUGAAUCCUUAUCCAUCUCAAGGGAGAGAGGAGAAGGAACACAAUGACUUUCCUUUGUUUUUCAAUGGGCCAAAGCCAUUUGAGUGUACAGUUAAGGCUGGGGAGAUAUUGUACCUGCCUAGUAUGUGGUUUCAUUAUGUGAAGCAAAGCCCACGCACAAUUGCAGUCAAUUAUUGGUAUGAUAUGCAGUUUGAUAUGAAAUACGCUUACUUCAACUUUUUGCAAUCAGUUAAUCCUAUUGCUUGAAGAAGUAGUUUGAAGAAUCUGGUGCCUAAUGCUUCAACGCCUUCUUUGAUGGAGUCAUUUUUGGUUUAGGCGAAGCAUGUUGAUUUAAUUGCGAAAUUGUAUUAGUGAAAGAUACAUGAAUAUCUAGGAAUUAGUUUUACUUAUUUUUUUGGUCCAUUCCUACUUUAUUCUUUGUAUCCAAAUUUGGUACAUGCAUUGAAAAAUUAGUAUUUGAUGAGUGACACUAGGAAAUUUUGGGGAUGAUAAUUGUAUAGAGAAAUGAGGACCGAGCUUUGUAAUUCAAUUCUUAAAUUAAAUUUAGGAAGGACUUACUUUUACAACAUUUUACAGAGUGUGGUGUACGUGGGAAUGAGUUGGGAUUGGAUUGGGAUUGAGAAUAGAUGAACUCAUCAAAUUACUGCCAUUACCUUCUUUAUGUGUGAUGGUUGAUAGGGAUUGGUUGGGAAUGAAUAACAAAUUACCAAAUUUAUUUCUUACAAACACAUUA
This is a messenger RNA of Beta vulgaris subsp. vulgaris (sugar beet), 1899 nucleotides long. Its product is annotated as lysine-specific demethylase JMJ32. The record is from RefSeq and is a predicted model, not a curated record. The transcript has 4 exons. Gene Ontology annotation, molecular function: 2-oxoglutarate-dependent dioxygenase activity. Lineage: Eukaryota; Viridiplantae; Streptophyta; Magnoliopsida; Caryophyllales; Amaranthaceae. Bases 417 to 1412 code for a protein of 331 amino acids.